This is a messenger RNA of Corylus avellana, 1399 nucleotides long. RefSeq names its product stress response NST1-like protein. The record is from RefSeq and is a predicted model, not a curated record. NCBI's taxonomy places the organism in Eukaryota, Viridiplantae, Streptophyta, Magnoliopsida, Fagales, Betulaceae.
UAUUAUCUCUCUCACUCUCGAAAUUUUUCACUUUCUUUUCCUACCCAAAUACGUUUCUCUGGAUCCAUACUCUCCAAAACUCCAAACCCUAUUAUAACCUCUUCGUUCUUUCGAUACUUCUCAUUCCAACGUAGAAAGCUUUCACCCCACUUCUCUAUCAGUGCCUUUCCAACCAGUAGGGAAGGCAUGUGAGAGCUGUUUGAACCAGACUGUAUUUGUUGCUUCAAAAAGUUACACCGGUUUUGUGGUUCUCUGGGUGCGAAGAAUGGGUAAAUGCAAGGGUUGUGGGAAAUUAGGAAGAAUGGUGCCAAGGGACGGAUCUUUAAGCGCUUAUGACUCUGCUCUUCUGUUGUCUCCUAUUGUUUCUGUUUGGGACUGCAUUGUUCGUAAAAUGAGGUAUUCUUACAGACCUGAGUGGGUGUAGUUAUCAAGGUUGUCACACUAUAUUAGUUCUUCAUACUGUGUCCUAUUAGAAUUUACUUAGUAUUAAAGAGAAAAAGAAAAGAAAAGAAAGGGAAAGAACAGUUAUAGGGAAAUGUAUAGAUUUUGAGGAGUUCACUUGAAUAGAAGUGGAUUAAAGGCAACUGAGUAGGCUGUUAGUUUUAAUGGAUAGCAUGGGAUGUAAUAAAGUGCAAUCUGUCAUGAGAAAAGGGAAAAAGAAGCAGGUGAAAGAUGAAGUCGAUCGUAUGAAACAGGCUGAGAAGAAAAAGAGGCGCUUGGAGAAAGCCCUUGCUACUUCUGCAGCCAUCAUUUCUGAACUAGAAAAGAAGAAACAGAAAAAGAAAGAAGAACAACAGAGGCUUGAUGAAGAGGGUGCUGCCAUCGCUGAGGCUGUUGCUCUGCAUGUCUUACUUGGUGAAGACUCAGAUGAUUCAUGUAAGAUUGUUCUAAACAAAGAUGAGGGGUUCAACACUUGGGACUGUCCUCACAAUAUUGACCUCUUUGUGAGUGGAAGUAGAGCUGGCUUUCCUUACUCGGAUUCUGCCAAGCACUCAUUUGAAGGAAUUGGGUGGGUCUCUAAUGCUUAUAGAUCUGGAUGCAACUGGGGUGGCUUGGAGAGCGGUGACUGGUCAUUCUCAUCUGGACCUUUUGCAAGGGAGGAUCUUCCUGCCUCCUAUUUUGAGGAAGCAGGUUGGGAGGCUACAGGAUUCUCUGCUGGUCUUAUUGCAGCACAGGCUGUUUCAUCCCUACAGAUUGCAGAGGAUGCUCAUGAAGACACAAUUGUCCUGAAUGGAAUGCUAAGAGGGUAGAAUCGUCAGUUUAAGUCAUAUCAUUACUUGCAGGAGUGAUCGUAUGAGUUAAUUAAUAUUUUGUAUAUAUAUUUCAUGAAUGUAUCCUUUGUUAUUCAUAAGAUGCGCGUUUUGCUUCCUGAAUCUUGAACCAAUGUGAAGUGUCAUCA